AUGCAGUAUCGCUUUAUCGCAGCUGCGCUGUCCACAGCCAGCCUCUUUGUCGGCACCUAUGCAGCUGACGAUGCUCAAAAGGUCAUCAAGGAUGAUGCAACCGCUGCUUCCAGUGCUGCCCCGAGCUCUACAAGUUCAGGAGUGCCGGAGCUUCCCACAUUCAAGCCCACAAAGCUCAAGGCUCCAUUCCUAGAGCAGUUCACCGACGACUGGGAGACGCGAUGGAAGCCAUCGCAUGCCAAGAAGAACAUGAAGGGAUCUGGAAAGGAUGAGGAGGAGUGGGCUUUCGUCGGCGAGUGGGCCGUCGAGGAGCCUACAGUAUUCAAGGGCAUGGAGGGCGAUAAGGGUCUUGUUGUCAAGAACCCGGCAGCCCACCACGCCAUAUCUGCCAAGUUCCCCAAGAAGAUUGACACCAAGGGCAAGCCUUUGGUGGUUCAGUAUGAGGUCAAGCUUCAGAAGGGCCUCGAGUGCGGUGGCGCCUACAUGAAGCUCCUUAGGGACAACAAGGCUCUUCACCAGGACGAGUUCAGCAACACUACCCCUUACGUGAUCAUGUUCGGUCCCGACAAGUGCGGCCACACCAACAAGGUUCACUUCAUUUUCAACCACAAGAACCCCAAGACGGGCGAAUACGAAGAAAAGCAUCUGAACAGCCCGCCCACCGCUCGCAUCGUUAAGACCACCGAGCUCUACACCCUGAUUGUUCACCCGAACAACACCUUCAUCAUCCAGCAAAAUGGAGAGCAGGUGAAGGAGGGCAGUCUCCUGGAAGACUUUACCCCCGCGGUCAACCCUCCGGCGGAGAUCGACGACGCCAAGGAUAAGAAGCCCGAGGACUGGGUUGACGAGGCGCGUAUCCCUGACCCCGAGGCCAAGAAGCCCGAGGACUGGGACGAGGAUGCCCCGUACGAGAUUGUCGACGAGGAGGCUACCAAGCCCGAGGACUGGCUUGAGGAUGAGCCUUUGAGCAUCCCUGACCCCGAGUCCAAGAAGCCUGAGGACUGGGAUGACGAGGAGGAUGGUGACUGGAUCGCCCCGACUGUUCCCAACCCCAAGUGUGCCGAGGUUUCUGGCUGUGGCCCCUGGACUAAGCCCAUGAUCAAGAACCCGGCCUACAAGGGCAAGUGGACCGCGCCGCUCAUCGACAACCCUGCUUACAAGGGCGAAUGGGCUCCUCGCAAGAUCAAGAACCCUGACUACUUCGAGGACAAGACGCCUGCCAACUUCGAGCCUAUGGGAGCUAUUGGCUUCGAGAUCUGGACCAUGCAAAACGACAUCCUUUUCGACAACAUCUACAUCGGCCACUCAAUCGAGGAGGCCCGCAAGUUCGCCGAGGAGACCUUCUUCGAGAAGCACCCCAUUGAGCAGCUUAUUGAGCUCGCUGAGAAGCCCAAGGAGGAGGAGCAGCCCAAGCCUACUGGCGAGAAGACUCUGAUGGAGGACCCCGUUGCCUACGCUAAGGAGAGGCUUGACCUGUUCCUCAGCAUUGCUAAGGACAGUGUUCCUGAUGCCAUUCGUCUUGUUCCCCAGGUUCCUGCGGCCGCCGCUGCUAUCCUUGUCACCCUGAUUGCCCUCUUUUCGGCUGUUCUCGGCGGUGGCUCGGCUGCCCCGGCCGCUAAGAAGGUUGCUUCGGAUGUCAAGGACAAGGCUAAGGAUGUCAAGGCUUCCGCCGUGGCCACCGGAGCUGAGGUCAAGGAGGGCGCUACCAAGCGUGCCACCCGCAGCCAGCAGUAA
Molecule: messenger RNA, 1734 nt
Organism: Pyricularia pennisetigena
Lineage: Eukaryota; Fungi; Ascomycota; Sordariomycetes; Magnaporthales; Pyriculariaceae
Exons: 4
Coding region: 1-1734 (577 amino acids)
Biological process (GO): protein folding
Cellular component (GO): endoplasmic reticulum membrane; endoplasmic reticulum
Molecular function (GO): calcium ion binding
Source: RefSeq, a predicted model, not a curated record